GCUAAAACCCCAUUGUCGUCCACUGUUAGUCAAAAUGGCGGACGCAGGUUCUGAUUCUGCCCAAGAGGUCGGUUCUGAGGCUAGCACACCGAGCAGCAGCAAGCGGGUGAUGUCUCUGCUCAGUGUGCUGGAGAUCUCGGUGACGGAGCCGGAGCGCCGGACGGGCGUGACCGCCAUUAACAUGAAGGAGACGUACACGGUGUACCUGGUGGAAACAAGGAUCACAGACAUGAAGUCAGAACUGCUGCCAGAGACCUUCACGGAUGAGACCUUCUCCCUGUGGCGGCGCUACAGCGAGUUUGAACUGCUGAGGAACUACCUGUGUGUGACCUACCCUGCCGUGGUCAUCCCGCCACUGCCCGAGAAAAAGAUCCACAUGAUGUGGCAGAAGUUGUCUGGAGGGGAGGACAAGUUUGACCCUGACUUUAUCGAGCGCCGUCGAGCUGGGCUGGAGAGUUUCCUCCUGAGAGUGGCGGCACACGGCCAGCUGUCCCAGGACAAAAUCUUCCACAGUUUCCUGCAUCAGGGUGAAGGUUGGAAGGAAGCAGUCUUGGCUACUGGCUACCAGAACAAAAUGGAUUCCAGGCUGAAGACACUCAAUGCCCAAUUCAGACUGAAGAACCCAGAUAGACGUUUCCAGGACCUGAAGAACUACAGCAGUGAGCUGGAGGCUAACAUUGCCAACUUGCUGAAGAUCAGGGAGAGGCUGGCGGAGCGGCUUUACGGGAUCCACAAGAUCCACGCUAACUACGGGCGUGUGUUCAGCGAGUGGAGCGGUAUUGAGAAGGAGAUGGGGGAUGGACUGCAGAGUGCCGGACACUUCAUGGACGUAUAUGCAGCUUCCAUAGACUCCAUGUUGGAGGAGGAGGAUACGUAUGCUGAUGCCCUGAAGGAGUAUCUGUACUUUGCGGAUGCUCUCAGGUCCAUCUGUAGGAAACAGGAACUGCUCCAGUAUGAAGUGGAGAAGUUGGAGGACAAGUUGGUUUAUCUGAGUUCACAGAAACAGCAGAUGGAGCAGGGGGUUGAUGUGAAGAGUGGUUUCUCCCUAAAAGGAAUGACCACCAAACUAUUCGGUGCCGACACUCCAGAAGUAAGAGAAAAGAAGAUCAAACAACUGGAGGAACAGAUCCAACAGACUGAGGAGCAGCUUCAGGCUGCCAAAUGGGAACUCAGCACCUACAUUGAGCGGUCCCUUCAGGACGUGGAGCGGUUCAAGCGUCAGAAGGUCCGCGACCUACGGGAGAUCUUCAUCAACUACUCCAUCAUGCAGAUCAAACUCUGCAAAAAGGGUAUCUCCUUGUGGAACAAUACCAAGGAAUGCUUCACCAAGAUGUGACCUUUCACCUUUGACCCUGUGCAAUAAAUACUCACCUUCAGUCCAACUGUCCAGUUUAAGUCCUGUGAUAUUGUUAUUAUUGUGAAUCAUUUUUUGCGGUAUUUUUAAAUUCAGUUUUCAAUACGUUCUUUACCGUGAACAAAUAAUUUGCCGACUUUCUUUUUGCUGCACUUGCCGCCACUGCGAAUAUGUUUAGUUUUCUCAGACUGCGAUCUUUUGCUGCCCCAAACAUGAACUGAUUUACAGUAUUACAAAAGGAGAUAGCUGAAACUAUAAUUUUCUUUGGCAGUUCUAUAACUAUAAUCAUUGAUGUUACAGGCAGUUUUUAAGUCUUGUGUCUUUGGUAAAAUGCAAUUUAUAGCCUUAGAAGCUUGGAUAUUUUGGCAUUAGACAAGUUGUUAAACACAACAGACACAGAAACAAAUAUAUCUCACAGAAGGCCCUCCAUAAAAUACCUGAGGAAUUACAUUAAAUAUAUUUCUUAGUUAGGAAAAUUGCCACUACAAGUGGUUGUGCUUGACAUUAGUAUGUUGUUUCAUGGUGUAAGUGAAGACAACAGUGCAAAAUGGCUAGUUGUAGUGAUUAAAAAGGGGUUAGAGGACAUUUUACUCACUCAAACAGCCACAUAUAAUUAUUAUAAUAUAAUGAUUGUCUCCACUCCAGUUGCUACAUAAGUACAUGUAGUUGUGUUAAAGAAUAAUGUUUGUAAUGUAUCAGUGUCAAAUGUCAGUGACUUGCAGAUGGUACGUCUUUAAUUUGUAAGGUUGUAUAGUGUGACAGUGCUAAGUAAUAGUUUUAAAUG
Molecule: messenger RNA, 2138 nt
Organism: Branchiostoma belcheri (Belcher's lancelet)
Lineage: Eukaryota; Metazoa; Chordata; Leptocardii; Amphioxiformes; Branchiostomatidae
Product: sorting nexin-4-like
Exons: 13
Coding region: 35-1336 (433 amino acids)
Biological process (GO): protein transport
Molecular function (GO): phosphatidylinositol binding
Source: RefSeq, a predicted model, not a curated record